AUGCCCGACCCAGGUCGUGGAGAGGGGUACGGCGGAACCGGGAGCGACGGGAGCUGCCCCAGCCCCCGGCCUGGAGCGCACAGUUACAGCCGAGUCCGAAGGUCGGGUUGCGUUGCUAGCCCUGCCCUGCGCCGCGGCCGGCCGAGCACCGCUCGGUCGUCCUUCUCCGAGUUAAAAGUGGUCACCUGCGUAAGGUACAGGGAGGAAGCAAGGAGGGGCAGCUUCAGCGGGCGUCGGCGGCGCUGCGGGUCUCUGCGGGUCCCGGGGUCUCACCCGGCGUGGGGCUGGCACCGGGCGGCGCGAGGCGCCCCGCGCUCCGCGCCCGCCCCGGCGCCCGCCGGCGGCGCCGAGCUCAGCGCGCACCUGUGGGCUCGUUACCAGGACAUGCGGAGACUGGUGCACGACCUCCUGCCGCCCGAGGUCUGCAGUCUCCUGAACCCCGCAGCCAUCUAUGCCAACAAUGAGAUCAGCCUGCGUGACGUCGAAGUCUAUGGCUUUGACUAUGACUACACGCUGGCCCAGUACGCAGACGCGCUGCACCCCGAGAUCUUCAGUGCUGCCCGUGACAUCCUGAUUGAGCACUACAAGUACCCAGAGGGAAUCCGGAAGUAUGACUAUGACCCCAGCUUUGCCAUCCGAGGCCUCCACUACGACAUUCAGAAGAGCCUUCUGAUGAAGAUUGACGCCUUCCAUUACGUGCAGCUGGGGACGGCCUACAGGGGCCUCCAGCCUGUGCCUGACGAGGAGGUGAUUGAUUUAUAUGGGGGCACCCAGCACAUCCCGCUGUACCAGAUGAGCGGCUUCUACGGCAAGGGUCCCUCCAUCAAGCAGUUCAUGGACAUCUUCUCGCUGCCGGAGAUGGCGCUGCUGUCCUGCGUGGUAGACCACUUCCUGGGUCAUGGCCUGGAGUUUGACCAGGCGCACCUCUACAAGGACGUGACGGAUGCCAUUCGAGACGUGCACGUGAAGGGCCUCAUGUACCAGUGGAUCGAGCGGGAUAUGGAGAAGUACAUCCUGAGAGGGGACGAGACAUUCGCCGUCCUGAGCCGCCUGGUGGCGCACGGCAAGCAGCUGUUCCUCAUCACCAACAGCCCUUUCAGCUUCGUCGACAAGGGGAUGCGGCACAUGGUGGGUCCCGACUGGCGUCAGCUCUUCGACGUGGUCAUUGUCCAGGCAGACAAACCCAGCUUUUUCACUGACCGGCGCAAGCCUUUCAGAAAACUCGAUGAGAAGGGCUCCCUGCACUGGGACCGCAUCACCCGCUUGGAGAAGGGCAAAAUCUAUCGGCAGGGAAACCUGUAUGACUUCCUGCGCCUGACAGAAUGGCGUGGACCCCGCGUGCUCUACUUCGGAGACCACCUCUACAGUGACCUGGCGGACCUCAUGCUGCGGCACGGCUGGCGCACGGGGGCCAUCAUCCCCGAGCUAGAGCGCGAGAUCCGCAUCAUCAACACGGAGCAGUACAUGCACUCGCUGACGUGGCAGCAGGCGCUCACGGGGCUGCUGGAGCGCAUGCAGACGUACCAGGACGCCGAGUCGCAGCAGGUGCUGGCUGCCUGGAUGAAGGAGCGGCAGGAGCUGAGGUGCAUCACCAAGGCCCUGUUCAACGCUCAGUUCGGGAGCAUCUUCCGCACCUUCCACAACCCCACCUACUUCUCCCGGCGCCUCGUGCGCUUCUCCGACCUCUACAUGGCCUCCCUCAGCUGUCUGCUCAACUACCGCGUGGACUUCACCUUUUACCCGCGCCGCACGCCCCUGCAGCAUGAGGCGCCGCUCUGGAUGGACCAGCUGUGCACCGGCUGCAUGAAGACACCCUUCCUUGGCGACAUGGCCCACAUCCGCUGAGGGCACCUUUAUUGUCCAGAGCAGGGCCUAACCCCUCCUGCCCCGCCCAUGCUGGGCGUCGGUCCAGGGCGGGCAAUAAAAGUGGUCUCCCUCUU
Ailuropoda melanoleuca (giant panda) is the source of this 1940-nucleotide messenger RNA. RefSeq names its product 5'-nucleotidase domain containing 2 (gene NT5DC2). The record is from RefSeq and is a predicted model, not a curated record. The coding region runs from base 1 to 1845 and encodes 614 amino acids. The transcript is spliced from 16 exons. Gene Ontology annotation, molecular function: 5'-nucleotidase activity. Lineage: Eukaryota; Metazoa; Chordata; Mammalia; Carnivora; Ursidae.